This is a messenger RNA of Colletotrichum destructivum, 1889 nucleotides long. RefSeq names its product Putative GNAT domain, acyl-CoA N-acyltransferase. The record is from RefSeq and is a predicted model, not a curated record. Bases 233 to 826 code for a protein of 197 amino acids. Gene Ontology annotation, molecular function: acyltransferase activity, transferring groups other than amino-acyl groups. NCBI's taxonomy places the organism in Eukaryota, Fungi, Ascomycota, Sordariomycetes, Glomerellales, Glomerellaceae. The transcript has 2 exons.
UGACACAUUCCAUGGGCAAUUACAGAUAAGCUAUUCCCUAAAUGGCACCUCGCCAUCGGGGGCGGGCUCAAGUCGUAUUAGUCACACCCCUGGCGGACGAGAUAAAACAUCGACAAACGCAAAUCUUCACAACACACCGCGACGUCUUCACGAGUCAUCCAGACAAUCGAUAAACCCUCUCUCAGCUACGGCUUUCUUACAAACAAAGAACCCGAAAGCCGCGCACUCAACCAUGGCCUCCACACAAAACCUACCCGUCCCCAUCCUCGCUCUCCAAAAGAGCAUCGUAAGGCCCUACCACCCCGCCGACGCCCCGUCCAUCUCCAAGGCCGCCAACUCCAAAGCCGUGUCCGCCUUCCUGCGCGACUCGUUCCCGCGCCCCUACACCCUCGCCGACGCCGAGUCCUGGAUCUCGCUGAACCAGACCCCGCCGAUCCGCAACUGGGCCAUCGCGUGCCCGGCCACCGGCGCCGUCAUGGGCAGCAUCGGCCUCGUCCCCGGCAGGGACGUCUACUCGAGGGGCUACGAGCUGGGGUACUGGCUCGGGGAGGAGUUUUGGGGCCGGGGCGUCAUGGCGGAGCUGGUGCCGGCGUUCGCGAGGUGGGUCUUGGACGGCAUGGGCGGCGCGGGGGAGAACGGGGAGGAGGAGAAGGAGGAGGUCGAGAGGCUCUGGGCCGGCGUGUUUUCGGAGAACGCUGCGAGCCGGAGGCUGUUGGAGAAGAGCGGGUUCGUGUUCGAGGGCCGGCUGAGGAGGGCGGUCGUCAGGGACGGCGUGGUCAUGGACGAGCUGGUCUACUCGCUCAUCAGGGCCGAUCUGUCGACGUGAUCGAUGCGCUUGUGCUUCGAUUUUGGGGCGAAAGUUUGGAAGCCAUACCUGAAACCAAUACCGAUAAGGGCUGUAGCAUUAGUUGUUCAUUUUCGCAACCACCGGCUACACACAUCACGUUGAGUAACGAGGUUCGACUCAGGGCUGUUUUUGUUCUUAUCCGACUUUUACCCCCACCAUUGUCGAUGUAAGACUACCAGCAUGAUUUGUCAACACGCUCUGAAAGCAUUUUGACGGAGGACCCGGCCAAAAAUCUCCAAAGACUUUCGCUUCUCAUCAACUGGAAACACGCGAUGGCAGUAGCAGUAGACUGGGCCGUGGAACAUGCCAUCCCCUUGUUUUUAGAAGAAUCGCAUGCGUUAUCAAGCGAGCGGUAUAUUAUCAUGGGCAACACGCAUUGGGCUACAAAUGAGGUUGUCACACAGAGCGCCAAUGACUAUUACUACACCAUGAAUGCUACCUUAGAGGACAUUGUGGAAGCCAAAGGAAGCAUUAGAACGGAAAGCCCGGCUGUCUCUUCGAUCGGUAUACCUCCGAUGCCAUUCAAUCCCCAGGGUGGUGGCAAGGAAUAGAACGAACGAGCCCCAGGGACAGCUGUGUCUGAUCAGGCAACCUUCUUACGCAGUAUUAAGAAGCUCUCACCCGAGGCUACCGAAAGUUUUUGGUCUAAUACUACCUCGUCGCCUCCAAGGUCCAAACCAUUUCGAUCAUUUGACUCUGUCAUCCCUGGCUCUGGAGGCGGGGAACGACAAUAUCAAAGUCUGGCCAAGUCAUUCAAUCACCGAUAAUUGUCCCGCGUACGACUCUAUUGCCGAAAAGUAAGGGCGGGCCGGCCACUACUUCCAGCAUCUAGUUUUCGUCUGCCCCUGUCUGACAUACCGAGACGCUGUCCAAUCAGCCGGGAUCGUUCCGGGGCUAGUCGUUGGUUUUGUUGAAUGUAUGGUUUUCUUACACAUCAAUUGCCCAACGGAAGACUGUCUUUCUGCGAUAAACACCUGUUAUAUCUUUAGUCCUCUGAUACUAGCGGAUGUUCACAGCUUUACAGUAAGCUAUUGCCGCUUUC